Molecule: messenger RNA, 3348 nt
Organism: Linum trigynum
Lineage: Eukaryota; Viridiplantae; Streptophyta; Magnoliopsida; Malpighiales; Linaceae
Source: the annotation of a GenBank genome assembly
UCAACUUCGGUGUGCCUUUUUCUUUCUUAAAUUUAUAGUCAGACUUUGUCAGUUGGCUUCACGGAAUACCACCUCAAACAGAGCACAGCAGCUGAUUUCACCCACUCACUCACUCACUCACUCAACCACUUCUUCUCUCUUUCUGAUACAGUACUCGCUUCGAUUUCCCUCACUCGAAGUUUCAGCUGGCUCACUUUCUCUAGACAAGGGCUUGAGAAAGUUCUGGUAAAACAGAAAGGUGUCCAAGAGAUCACUUCAGUUAUACUUUCUGUAAAAAAAUUGCUAGUGGACGCAGACCACUCGCUGAGUACGGGAUUCUAACUUUUGCUUUUUCUCUCUCGUGGUGAAAAGAAAUUUCCGUGUCUCGCAGUCUCAUGGUGUUUCUUCUGUCAAUAGCGGAGGGAUUUUUAGGGUUCGAUUAUGAGGAUUUGAGCUGCUUGUAGCUCUGACGAGAGGAGCUCAACUGCGUGAGUUUUUGUUUUUAAUUCACUUUUCUUUUUCUCGGUGACGGCCAGCUGCUUUUUUUUCUUACUAUCCGGUCUGUUUGGUUGCUGAGAAUCCUAUACAUUAUAUACCUGUUCGCUUGCUCUGAGCUGGCUAACAUUCCGGCUGUCUACUAGUAGCUUAGCCAAACAGUGUGUGUGUGUGUCACAAAAGACAACCGAUCCGAUCUUCUAUUAUUGCAAGAAUUGGGCUUCAUAUGGAAAUCAGAGCUUAUUUCUGUUUUUUAAGUUCAGUUCGUUGUUAUUUUAGUUUUAGUUUGGGAUCUCUUGUAAUUUCUCUGGCAGAUUAAGAGCAGUAAUUGAUUGUCAUUCAUCUCCCAGGUGAAGCCAUGGCGCAGAGCAGCUGGGAGGCAGAUAAGAUGCUUGACGUGUACAUUCACGAUUACCUGUUGAAGAGAAAAUUGCAUAACUCUGCUAAAGCUUUUAUGACGGAGGGGAAGGUUGCUACAGACCCUGUAGCAAUUGACGCACCUGGAGGCUUUCUGUUUGAAUGGUGGUCUGUGUUUUGGGACAUAUUUAUUGCAAGAACAAAUGAGAAGCAUUCCGAGGCUGCUGCAGCUUAUAUAGAGGCACAACAUGUUAAGGCGAGGGAGCAACAACAGCUACAAUUGCAACAGUUGCACUUAUUGCAGCAGCGGAGUGCACAGAUGCAACGACGGGAUCCUAGUCAUCCAGCUCUCACUGGUUCUACAACCGCUGUGAACUCUGAAGGAUUGAUUGGCCAACCAUCAGCAAGUGUCUUGGCAAUGAAACUAUAUGAAGAACGAAUGAAGCACCCACAUUCUGUGGACUUGGACACAUCACCAACGCUCCUUGAUGCCAACAGAAUGGCCCUUGUAAAAGCUGGAGCUAAUCAUCAAGGCCAACUGGUGCAGGGUAGUACCGGGAAUGUCUCGUCUGCUUUGCAGCAAAUCCAUGCACGAGGUCCACCGACCCCAGACAUCAAAACUGAAGUUAACUUGGGUCCAACUCAGAAAAGUUUACCGAUGGAUCCAUCGUCCAUUUAUGGACAGGCAAUAUUGCACUCUAAAUCUGGACUAGGUGCAGGUGUAAAUCAGGGAGCAAUUGGUCUUCCGUUGAAGGGUUGGCCUUUAACUGGAAUUGACCAACUGCAUCCAAAUUUGGGCAUACAGAUGCAGAAGUCCAAUCUCCAACCAAAAAAUCAAUAUCUCUUGGCAUCACAACAGCAGGUGCUGGCACAGGCUCAAGCUCAGAGUAACUAUGGAAACUCAACUAAUUAUGGUGAUAUUGACCCUCGAAGGUUGAGUCAGAUGGCCCGAGGUAGCUUCAACAUAAAAGAUGGCCAACAAACAAGAAAUGAUGGGCCAAUUUGCUCACCUGUGCAAUCAAGUUCCCCAAGGAUAAAGACGCAGCAGUCUUCCUCUCAACAGCAGGACCAAUUGCAGCACCAGCAACAGCCAGUACAACAGCAAAUACAACAGAACAAUAGGAAAAGAAAACAACACUCUUCUUCUGGACCUGCUAACAGCACUGGUACUGGAAAUACAGUGGGUCCUCCCUGUUCUCCUCCCUCAACUCAUACUCCUGGUGAUGGAAUGGCCACAACGAGUAACUUGCAACAUGUUAACAGCACACCCAAAAGCUUGAUGAUGUAUGGUCAAGACGGAACUGGGGGCCUUUCAUCUUCCAAUAUGCUGGAUGAAAUAGAAAAAUUUGGAGAUAUUGCUUCUCUAGAUGAUAAUAUAGAACAGCUCCUGAAUGGAGAUGGAAGAGAUCUAUAUGGAGCUAUGAGACAGACCCCGGCGGAGCAUCAAAAAGAUUCUUCUAAAGGAUUUACUUUCGGAGAGGUUGGUUGCAUACGGACUAGAAAUAGCAAGGUCACUUGUUGUCACUUCUCAUCAGAUGGUAAAUUGCUAGCAAGUGCUGGUCAUGAUAAAAAGGUUGUCCUCUGGAAUAUGGAUACCCUGAAAACUCAGAUCACUCCUGAGGAGCACAAAUUGAUCAUUACCGACAUCAGGUUUAGGCCCAAUUCAUCUCAGUUGGCAACUUCAUCAGUUGACAAAUCUGUACGGUUGUGGGAUGCUUCUGAUCCAAGCUACUGCCUGCAUGCCUGUACUGGGCACAGCUCACCCAUCAUGUCCCUUGACUUCCAUCCUAAGAAAACAGAUCUUUUCUGUUUUAGUGAUAAUGAUAACGAGAUUCACUAUUGGAAUAUCAGUCCUUUCUCAUGCACUCGUAUUUCCAAGGGAGGUAAUGCGCAAGUGCGAUUUCAACCAGGAAUGGGUCAGCUGCUGGCCGCUGCAUCAGAUAAAAUAGUGUCCAUCUUUGACGUAGAAACAGAUAGGCAAACACAUGCGUUUCAGGGUCAUGAUGAAAUGGUAAACUACAUUUGUUGGGAUGCAAGUGGAGGGCUGCUCGCAUCCGUGAGCCAAAACUUGGUGAAAAUUUGGUCACUUGCCACAGGGGACUGUGUUCAGGAGUUUAAUUCCAAUGGGAACCAGCUCCAUUCCUGCGUGUUCCAUCCCAAUUACUCAUCUCUCUUGGUUAUUGGAGGGAUCUCCUCACUAGAGCUAUGGAAUAUGGCGGAGAAUAAGAGCAUGACGAUUCCGGCUCACGACAACAUCGUCUCAGCGGUGGCGCAGUCUUCCGCCACCGGAAUGGUGGCCUCUGCCAGUCACGACUGCUCAGUGAAGCUCUGGAAAUAAGGAUCUCCUCAACUCUUUUUAUUUGGGUAUAUAUAUAUUAUCUCUAAUUUCGGUGUCUAUAUGUAGAAUGUAUAUGAGGUGUAUGGUCACUGGUCAGUGUAUUGAUUGCAAGUUGUUAAUUCCCCGGCUUGAUCUCGUUCAGUUAAAACGAUGGUGAGCAAUAUAGAAUCUUAAGGUCA